AUGGAGUAUACUUUAGUCUCACAGAUUUUAUCUGAAAAAGAUAUCCUUUACAACAUCAAGACGUGUUUUAUAGGAGACCCGUCGACUAAUGACGACAGAAAAGCGCUUAUUUGGAAUUGUUUUAAGAGCGACACUUCACUUCCACCAGAGGACAUGUCACAAGUUUUAUCAAUGACUUUGAAUAUUAAGGACAAAAUAGGUCGUGUUACGUUACAGAAUUACGACAACUUUGUGAGUCGAGGAGCGAGUUAUUUUCCUUUUAAAGGUGUUUCACUUGCUGUUGUUGUGUUUAACUCACAAGAUGACUCUUAUAAAAAUGUCAAAAAUUGGUACAGUGAAGUUAAUAGAUAUUGUGGUGCGUCCGAAUCGUUACAAACACUUAUAAUUGGUAUAUUUCCAGACAACUCUUAUCAUGACUUUAUCCCAGAUAACAUCAAAAAAGCUAUUGAAAACAUUCCACGUUCGACCUUUUUCUACUUUGAUGCAAACGCGGGUGUACACUUUAGAGAAACAUUCUUUAGGCUAAUUGUCAACAUUCGAGACUCUCUCUUCAGCGACUUGAAAUUAGUCGAACUUGAAGCAAAAAAAGAAAGGCAAGCUAUGGCAAAAAAGAAACCCAAAGUUGUUACUUCAACGAAUUUAUCGUCUGCAUUGUCGCGAAAAAUGAAGUUGGUCACUAAAAAUGAUGCCGAGUUUUUCGUUCUGAUUAAAUGUAUUGCCCUUGGGGAUGAAGGAACAUCUUCGUCGUGUCAUCGUGUGGUUCAACACAUUCUCGACCUUCCCGAAGCUGUUGGUGAUGAUAUUGAAGACUAUGUUUGUGUUCCACAGCACAUGAUACAAAAAGAUGCGGUGACCAUCAAGCUUAAAAUUGAUGUUUAUAAUCACAGUAUACCUUCUGGCAAAUCAUACACCCCCUAUUUUAAUACCCUUGUUGGUAUUAUAGUCUUUAGACAUGAUGACAGAGAAUCUUUCAAAAAUGUUGUGAAUUGGUACCAAGAAACACAGAGAUAUAGCAAUUUACAAUCGAACCACUAUUUCAUCGUUGGGUGUGACUAUAAAGAAACGACCCCAGUGAUUACAGAAGAGGAUGUCAAGAACUUGAUUGGGUACAUCUCUAAGCAAAAGCCUAUAGAGUACUUCAGAGCAGACGGAAGAAAUUGGGAACAAUUGAAAGAGCGUUUCUUUGACUUGAUUGAUGAGGUCUAUACCGAGGAAUUUACACCGGAAUUUUUGGAACAAUGCUCCAAUUCUAAUGUUGUAAGAAACACUAUUGGCCAGGGACAACCACCAGGACUUCAACAACCACAAACACAACAAUACAAACCGUUUGUCAUCGACGAAGAAACACCAAUCACAGGAGUCGGUGAUGAGGAAGGCGGAUCAUUACUUGGAAAUCACAGACAUGAGGAAAUGGAAUAUGAAGCCAAGUCGACGUGUUGCUGCAAUGUUGUUUAA
This is a messenger RNA of Entamoeba invadens IP1, 1455 nucleotides long. RefSeq lists its product as hypothetical. Gene Ontology annotation, molecular function: GTPase activity; GTP binding. The record is from RefSeq and is a predicted model, not a curated record. The coding region runs from base 1 to 1455 and encodes 484 amino acids. Lineage: Eukaryota; Evosea; Mastigamoebida; Endamoebidae. The transcript has 8 exons.